This is a messenger RNA of Thermochaetoides thermophila DSM 1495, 1842 nucleotides long. RefSeq lists its product as uncharacterized. The record is from RefSeq and is a predicted model, not a curated record. The coding region runs from base 1 to 1842 and encodes 613 amino acids. Lineage: Eukaryota; Fungi; Ascomycota; Sordariomycetes; Sordariales; Chaetomiaceae. The transcript has 2 exons. Gene Ontology annotation, molecular function: nucleic acid binding; RNA helicase activity; ATP binding.
AUGCCAUCCGCCGCCCGUCCAACACCACUCUCUCGGGCCCGCGAGGCACCCACAAAGAAGAAGCAAAGAAAGGCCCAGGAAGUGUCCGACGGUGAAUUCGAUCAGACCAACAGCCAGGAGAGCGAAGACAGCGAUGAUCACGGAGGCGUUGCCCUCGACUCCGAGCUUGACUCAGAUGCUGGGAGCGCAGCUUAUGACGACGAGCAGUCAGAAUCACAGUCACAAUCACAAUCACAAUCACGGUCACCAUCACAAGCAAGAUCAGAUUCAGAUUUAGACUCAGAUUCAGACUCCCUAGACAACGACGGCCCCAGGAAACGGCGCCGCACAUCGGAGUCUCCGGCGCCGCUAGACUUGCUUGACGACGAUGACGAUUACGAAGAUGUGAAGCAGCCGGCUGCGCAGCCAGUCAAGCUGCCCAUCUCUGUGCCGUCUCGCAUCAAACGCAACAACGCCCAGCCGGCGAAACCGGCCGAACCCCCCAAGGCAGCCGAACCCGAGCCCGAGUCGUCUGGCGGGUUAACGACCCGUGUUGACCCCAACACAACGUUCGAGUCACUCGGCGUGGCCCCCUGGCUCGUGCAAUCACUAGCAAACAUGGCCAUUAGACGGCCAACACCCAUCCAAAGGGAGAGCAUUCCAAUGCUGCUCAAGGGCCGGGACUGCAUCGGUGGGAGUAGGACCGGUUCGGGCAAGACUGUAGCCUUCUCCGUGCCAAUUCUGCAAAAAUGGGCCGAGAACCCGUCGGCCAUCUUUGCUCUGAUCCUGACCCCGACUCGCGAAUUGGCCCUGCAAAUAUUUGAGCAAAUCAAGGCCAUCUCCUCCCCAUACUCGCUGAAAGCCAUCUUGGUCACGGGCGGCACCGACAUGCGCCCCCAGGCCAUUGCCCUGGCUUCGCGCCCACACAUUGUCAUUGCUACGCCCGGCCGUCUGGCCGACCACAUCCGGACGUCUGGUGAAGAUACAGUCUGCGGUCUGCGCCGGGUACGCUUCGUGGUGCUCGACGAAGCCGACCGGCUACUCGCCGCCAACGGCCCAGGCAGCAUGCUCCCCGAUGUCGAAGAAUGCCUCUCAGCACUCCCGCCCCCGGCCGAGCGGCAAACCCUCCUCUUCACAGCCACCAUCACCCCCGAAGUGAUGGCCCUGAAGAGCAUGCCCCGUGCUCCGGGCCGACCCCCCGUCUUUGUCUGCGAAGUCGACACCGAAAACCUCGCCAUCCCCCCAACCCUGCGACAAAUGCACCUCCAAGUGCCUGUCACCCACCGCGAGCACUACCUUCACGUUUUCCUUUUGACCCCGCAAAACGUCGACAAAUCCGUCAUCAUCUUCUGCAACCGCACAUCGACGGCCGACUUUUUGCACCAUCUCCUGCGCCUGCUCGGCCAUCGCGUGACCGCUCUGCACUCGCGUUUGCCCCAGCGCCAGCGUAUCGACAACCUAGGCCGGUUCCGUGCGCAGGCGGCGCGCAUUUUGGUCGCCACGGACGUCGCGUCCCGUGGUUUGGAUAUUCCUGAAGUGAAGCUGGUCAUCAACUACGACAUCCCGCGGGAUCCAGACGACUACAUCCACCGCGUCGGUCGCACGGCGCGUGCGGGACGGAAGGGUGACGCGGUGACGUUUGUCGGGCAGAGGGACGUAGAGCUAGUGCUGGCGAUUGAGAAGCGGGUUGGCAGGCAGAUGGAGGCGUGGUCGGAGGAGGGGGUUAACCUGGAGACGAGGGUCAUUCGGGAUGCGCUUAAGCUGGUAGGUGAGAAGAAGAGAGAGGCGUUGUUGGAGGUUGAAGAAGGGAGGGAGGUGGGCGGGAAGAGGAAGCGGACGAAGCUCAAGCUUAAUAGAACGUAG